UGGUGUUACCUCAGCUAGAUUAAUCCCUUCACCCCUCAGGGCAGCUUCCCCGCUGCAGACAGGAGUCACCUCUGUUUCCACAGGUUUUCAAUGCGCAGGGGUUCAAAGCGCGAGCAGAGGCGUCCCUGGCCGCUCCCGGGGCCCCGCCGCGGCGGCGCUGCCGGCCGUAGACUCUCGCCGCCUUCCCCCCGGCCCGGCGGGGCCGAUCGCCACGGCGGGGCGGGGUAUCCUCGGUUCGAUACGGGGCGCCGGCGUCCUCGGGCAGCACUGGACCCGAGGCGGGGAAAGCCGUACCGAGGGGAGCAGCAGCGCCAACCCCCAGCCCCUCAGCCCGGCGAGCGGCGGCCGGCAGAGCCGAGCUCUUCCCUCGGCAGCGCAGCACCGGGGACGGGCGAAAACUUGCUGUGCAGCAAGCGGAAAGGAGCAGCAAGCAGCUCCGCACCGGCGGGGCGGGGCGAGGAGGGGCAGGGCAUCCCACCCCUGCCCUGCCCAGCGGCGCGGACACCGACUGGGGACGGCGAAGGAGAGCGGCGAGGAGUCCUGCACCACCCGCCCUUCUUGCGCCUGUCGGAGCUCCCGCCGGCCGGUCCCCGCUCUCCUCUCUCCUUCGCCGGAGAUCCUUGAGGCCUCUCUGAUCUUCUGACAUCUGUGACUAGCUGUUGCUGAAGAACUGUACAUGACAGAACCUGAAGGCUGUACAGAAUACAGAAUUACAGAAUACAGCUCUUGAGCUCAUACACCACAGUGUACCUAUUUUCUCUGCCUGUGGAUGCUACUGCUACCAAGUACACCUCUUCUUUCAUACUACCAGGCACUUUUCUGGAAAUAAAAAUCACAAAGCAAUCCAGCACGUUCUCAUCCAGGAGUGUAAACCAAGACUGAAUUUCCAAGGCCUGGACAUCAUCUCUGAUUUUCGCUCUGUGCUUUUGUGAAAAAGAUGUCAAAAACCACAAUUGAGAACUCAACUAACCCUCACUCAGCUCUUCUAGGUCUGUUGCUGGGAAGCAUUUCACUGAUCACUAUUGUCAUGAAUAUAUUAGUACUAUGUGCUGUGAAAACUGAAAAGAAGCUGCAAACAGUUGGCAAUUUAUACAUCGUCAGCCUCUCUAUUGCAGAUCUGAUAGUUGGUGCAGCUGUUAUGCCCCUGAAUAUUGUUUAUCUCUUAAGUCCUGUGUGGACUCUAGGUUUACCAGCCUGUUUAUUCUGGCUAUCAAUGGAUUAUGUGGCCAGUACUGCAUCCAUUUUCAAUCUCUUCAUAUUGUGCAUUGAUCGUUAUCGUUCAGUUCAGCAACCACUGAAAUAUCUCAAGUAUAGAACAAAAAUGAGAGCAUCACUAAUGAUUUUGGGGAUUUGGUUGCUCUCUUUCCUGUGGAUCAUUCCAAUCCUAGGAUGGCAUGUUUUUGCUAAUGGAGAAAGGAAAGUAAAGGAAAACAAGUGUGAAACUGAAUUCUCGGAAGUCACCUGGUUUAAAGUUUUGACAGCCAUUGUCAACUUCUAUCUACCCUCUAUCAUAAUGUUAUGGCUCUACUAUAAAAUAUUCAGAGCUGUUCGAAAACACUGUCAGCACCGAGAGCUAAUCAAUGGAUCAUACCGGUCUUUCUCAGAAAAAUCCCCUAUACAUCAUAGUAAGAUGAAGGAUGAGCUAAAUAUUUGCCUCCAAAAGCAAAUCUUAGAUGAGGACACACCUCCAAAAGACAAGCAAAGCUCCCCUCAGCCCGAAAAUCUGGAGGCAGAGCUUCAUUUCAGUAAUCCUGACAAGUCUUCAAAGGCAUUUCUUAGCAAGAGUAAUAGGAAAUUCCUUAAAUGGAGCUGUUUUCCUCUCACCACUACCCAGUCUGAGCCAGGCCUGGAUAAGGCAGGAAAGAACUGUGUGUGUGUAACAAAAGACAAUGGAAAUGAAGAGGAGCCUUGCUCACAAGACAGUGACAUAAGUGAUGGAUCAGACAACCAUACUUUCACAGAGGAGGUACCCUGUAGAGAACACUCCAGUCCAAACCCUGAAAGAGCCUGCAGCCCUCAGGAAAAGACUGGGAACAGAGAUUUCAGAGGACUGAGUUACCUGAGGAAAACCUGGCAAAAUCUGCAUACUCAUUCCAAAAGGCACAUUCAAGGACUGCAAGGGAGCAGGGAGAGGAAAGCUGCUAAGCAGUUAGGGGCCAUAAUGGCAGCCUUUAUGCUGUGCUGGAUUCCCUAUUUUGUAUUAUAUAUGGUAAUAGCUUUCCAUGGCCAUGAACAAUUUUCGAAAUUGCACAUGUUCACUAUAUGGCUUGGCUAUGUGAACUCCACCUUAAAUCCAUUCCUGUAUCCUCUUUGUAACCAGAAUUUUAAGAAGACGUUCAAAAAGAUCCUUCAUAUUCACUGAUACUGGUCUGAUUUUUUUGAGCUAAAAAGCAGCUCAAGAGUUCAACCAAACAAAAUGUUCCCGUUUCAAAGACAAACACCAUGGAUAAAGUAGAAGACUUUGGAAAAUGGUCAUUUAUAAACAAGUGUUAGUAAAAGUGGGAAACAUGCAUUUAACAGGUUUAACAUAUUUGAAGAACUGAUUCAGAUCAGGAAUCUGAAAAACUCAGGGGCAGUCUCAGAACUGUUAUAUGUUGUACACAUUUUACAAUUUGAGAUUACCUCUCUCAUGAAGAACAAAAACUGGAGAUACAAAUAGAGAUCUUCAGUGAUUAUAAAUUAUUCAGCUACAGGAAAGGAAGAAAUAGAAUAAGGUUUCUGUGAUUGGUGAAAUAUAUUUUCCUCUUUCAAGUUACUCCAUUAAACACGGGAACACAUUGCUUGUGAAGGGAGAUCUGCAAGAAGAGGUACUUUGCAUAGUCAAAGAAAGAAGCUUCAACUGUUUAAAAAAAUCUACCCUAUAGAUUUAUAGAUUCCCCCAAAUCAUAAACCUCUUUGAAAUGUCAAGUCAUACUGUAACCUGCCAUAUCUCUCUGAUAUCAUGCUUGCUUCACUUAUGUUAACUUCAUGUACAUGUUAACUUCACUGAAAAAAACCACCAUAUUUUUGUGUCCUAGAAAUUUUGCUUAGACUUCCCAUGCUCAACAUACUAUCACAAUCUAUUCAUGAAAGGUAGGCUAUUGUUUCUAGACUUACAGAAUAUAGUUGAUUAUAGACUACACAUAUAACCUAAGCAGUGGCAAUACUAAUCCAUAUAUUUUGUAGUAGGCACUCUUCCUACUAUAAUGAAGCAAACUCAUGAGCAACAACUCAAGCUUGCAAAACAGAAAAUAAAAUCCAUGAAGUAUGUUUACCUUUCUAUCCUUUAUGUUUAAUUGCAUUUUAUAAUUCCUGCUGUAAAUGCUGUAAAAUAUUUCAGGAGAAACACACAAUAAUAGAAUACUUUAGGUUGGAAGUGAUCUCAGGAAGACAUCUAAGUACAACCUACAACUCAAAGAUGGGCUGACUUUGACAUUACAUUGUGUUGCUCACGGCCUUGUCCAGAACUUGAAUGACAAGCAUCUGUAAAGUGAGCUUCCUCUGGAAAAGCUGGGUGGCAGCCUUGACAGAGAAGUUUUCAGCUAAGGUUCACUCUACCAACUUUGAGCAUUCACUUGCUCAGCCAUUGAUUUAACUGUUUCUAAAUACUAAUUCUCAAAGUCAGACAUGCCCUGUCACACAAAAGGAAUGAAUCCCCCCUUCUUUAGUGCAGUCAGGUAUAGAUUUGUUCCCAAAGGAAGAAAACAUAAUUCCUCAGCAAAGAAGUACAUAGCGGCAUAUGUCACAUCAGCUAACUUAUCAGGAAGCUUACAACUUCACAGAAAAAUUACACCAAAAUAAAAAAAAAGAGUAUACAGAUUGGGGAGUGGGGAGGAGAAUUGAGGCAGAGGAGUUCUCAGGCCCUAUAUUAGCUGAAUAUCGCAAGACUACGUACCGCCUUGUUUGUGGCACACCAGUAAAGCAUUCAUUCUUCUGCUAUGGAACUAAGCAAAAGAAACAUUUUGAGUAAACACUGUGGAGUAUGUUAGUUUUAAGAAGAAAUCCCAGAACCAGAUAAAGUCAACAGCUAAAGUCACAUUUGCGUGUAAUGGUGAGUUUAUGUAAGGCUUUUCCAUACAUUUUGGGCAGGAUGAUGAGAGAGACAUCCUGAAGGUUCAAUGUAAAAAGAAUGUCCUCCCAUUCAUUUUGUAGUGCUGAUGAAUUUACCACUUCCUGAAUGUCUUCUUGCCUCUGAAAUUGCUCAGUUAGCUUAACAACAAAGUUCUGAUGGAACUGGAACUCCUUCAAGUACUGUCAAGAGUUUGGUGGGAUGAGCUCAAGGGAUGUUCUCUGUAAUAUCUUUGUUACAUCAGAAGCGAAAAAUGGUAGUUUAAUGGUUGGAGGAAUUCUAUGUUCUUAAUUAAUGAUCUUGAGCUACUUAGAGUCCCUCUGUGCCACAUGUGCCUAUUUCAUAAAGUGAAUAUGACAAGACUUACAGUAACAAUGCAACACUUCAGAUGUUUACAUGACGCUCAUAAAAUUUGGAUAUAAUACACUAAGUGCAAAGUAUUAUUCUCUGUCAGUUUGAUUUCUCUGAAUUAAACACUUGAAUGUCAAUAGCUGUAUUUAAAGUUUCAAAUAUUAAAUGAAGCCCUAAUAUCUCUGCAUUUUAAUGAAAUGGAAAAAUGUGUUAAAGGAAUAAACUUAAAUUCAGUCUAUUUCAAUGCAUUGUACGAGGUUCAGAGAUCACUUGACUUUGGUCUCAAGUAGCAUGCAAUUAGCUGCAAUCAGGGAAUUCAAAUAUAGGAGAAGAGAAGGCAAAAUACAGAGACAGAAUACAGAAGCAGCAAAAUUCAUUCCAGAAUUCAGACAUUUUCACUGCAGGAGCAGUAUCUGCACAUGUAGUAAAAUACAUCUUCUCUUCGACUACAAAGCAGCAUCUUUUGAAACUUACACUCUAAUCUAAUGGCCUUUAACAGACAAUUGCUCAGAUUCACAGCCAUUAUGAUCUUUUUUCUAUUGUGAUAUGCCACAGCAAUUCUAGUCAAAGUGGAUGGUAAUUUAGGUGAUCCCGGAGGAAAUAAAAAAGCAGCACACUAAGUCAGCUAGAUUUAUUAGUAUACACUGCUGAAACAUGCUCACCCAAGGGCUACUUAGAGUUAUCAAGAAGUCUAUCCUCUUGAUCAUGACAAUUGCCUUUUCUGACUUUAAAAUAUAUUAAUACAUGAAACAGCAACCAAAACCAAAUCCCUGAAAAUUAGUCUAAAAAUUAUUAUUAUAAUAAAGGAUACCUUUGGUACCAUUACAGAAUCACAGAAUGGUAGGGGUUGGAAGGGACCUCUGGAGAUCAUAUUGUCCAACACCCCUGCCUGAGCAAGUACACCCACAGCAGAAUGCACAGGACCGUGUCCAGGAGUUUUUAAAUAUUUCCUGUGGAGUAAGUGAAUGUGGCCUCCCGUGACAGCACUUAUUGGAUGCAAACCAUGGGAUAGAAAAACAACCCACAAAACCACAGAACUGAGGCCUUGAUAUGCAGGACAGAAGGUCAGGGGCACAGCUGGAGCACCGAAGCAGGAGAACGCGCUUAUCUAUGUUUAUAUCAUACAUGGAGCUAGUGUAACAGGACACAUUCAGAGGCAGAGAGAGGGGAAAAAUACUAGCUCAGGAGGCAGACUAUAUUACGACUGAUCUUUUGUUAAUAAACGACUUUGGCUUUGCUUAUGCAUGAA
Phalacrocorax carbo (great cormorant) is the source of this 5648-nucleotide messenger RNA. NCBI's taxonomy places the organism in Eukaryota, Metazoa, Chordata, Aves, Suliformes, Phalacrocoracidae. The record is from RefSeq and is a predicted model, not a curated record.